Messenger RNA from Capronia epimyces CBS 606.96, 609 nucleotides. RefSeq lists its product as uncharacterized. NCBI's taxonomy places the organism in Eukaryota, Fungi, Ascomycota, Eurotiomycetes, Chaetothyriales, Herpotrichiellaceae. The transcript is spliced from 4 exons. The coding region runs from base 1 to 609 and encodes 202 amino acids. The record is from RefSeq and is a predicted model, not a curated record.
AUGACUGGACUCGGGCUACGAGGCGUCGCCUUCAUCACCGGCGCAGGAGGCGCCCUCGGCCGGGCCAUGGCGUUGCAAUUCGCGCGCGACGGCGUCCGGCGCAUCGCAGGCGUCGACCUCUCGCCCCAAGGCCUGUCCGACACGGCCCAGGCUCUGCGCACCGCCGACCCCGCGGUCGAUUUCUUGCCUCUCGCGGCCGACAUCAGCAACGAGGAGCAGGUCGCCACUGCAUUUCGGUCGGUGAUACACAGGUUUGGCCGGGUCGACUACGCCGUCAACAAUGCCGCCAUUGCCGGCCCCUUGGGCCCCACCGACACCCUCGCCGUCGACGACUUGGACCGAGUCCAGAAAAUCAACCUGAGGGGAACCUGGCUCUGUGAGCGCGAGGAAUUGAAGCACAUGGCGACCCAGGAGCCGCUACAGACUGAGGGUGACCGAGUCCCUUCCAGGGGUUCCAUCGUCGUCGUCUCGUCGCUCCUGGGCAUCCGCGCCAUGCCCCAAAACAGCCUCUACACCAUCUCCAAGCACGCCAUCCUCGGUCUGGUGAGAACCGAUGCUCUCGACUAUGCGGCCAAGGGGAUCCGGAUCAACGCAGUUUGUCCAGGGUGA